UGAAGAAACCAGAAAUUACUACAUGUAAAAAAUUGUCUUCAUAAAAAUUCAGGUAAGAAUAUUAUUUUUUCUUAAAACUAUAUAGGUACGUGCUAUUCAUUAUGUAAUUGUCUUUUGCAAUUGAGUGAGUUGUCUCAGUUGUAAUACAUAAUACAUUAUACAUAUUUAAUUCUCCAAAUUAAAUAAUAAAAUGCUAGGCUGUGUUGGGUGUUGUUUAUAAGCAGGUAGAUAAUAGUAGAGCGUUUCAUCAGACUAGACGAUUAAUGGCUGUAAACAGGAGUGGAUUAAUGUGUUUUGGAAUGGAGUGUAGUAAUUGUUUUCUGCAUCUGUAGUAUAAGUUUUUUAAAUUUGUAGUAAGCUUUCUGUGUGCAAAAAGUUUCUACGCUGGAUUUUGCUGGCUUGUGUAGAUUAGGUACUGCAAAGGUAAGGUUUAGUCUUUUAUUCCUCUCAUUGUUAUGUUUUUAAAAGGAUGCAAGACGCAAACAUCUACAAAUAGAGUUUCCCUGACAACAGCAAAACAAUGACUGACAUGGCAACCAAACAAACAAAAUGGUUGACACUUGAGUUUAUAGCUUGUUAGGUACAUUUUUGGUAAACAUUUUGUUUAUAAUUUGUUAAAAAAAAUUAUUUCUCAAUAAAAAUGUUAAAGAAUAUAUCACUACCACUUAUUCCAGGAUAUUCAUUUCGAAACAAUGUGGGCCAGACGCGCUUCCACAAGUCGCAGCACUUUGAGCUGCUGCGCGGAACCCCCGUGCUGGCGGACGCCUUCAAGCCGGGGAUCGGAGGGGCCCCGCUGCCCGGCAGCAGGCCCUGCAAGUACCCCUCCGUGUACGUGAGGGGCGAGUCCCAGGACCUCCCGCCCUGGAUCGCGUUCGACAAGAAGGUCCUGUGCUUUGAUGCCUUCUUCCAAGAAACGGUUCAGGAGCUGCGAUAUCCGUACCAAAUCAGGAAGUGCAAAAUUCUGUUCUUCCUAGAAGAUGGGACGGUGCAAGUGGUUGAGCCAAAAGUACCAAACAGUGGCAUACCUCAAGGGACCAUCAUCAGCCGGCAGAGGAUCCCGCUGCCCCCUCCCAGGGACGACCAGUUCCGCGACAUCCUGGACUUCAACGUGGGGCGGGAGGUGGAGCUGUUCGGGCGGGUGCUCAAGGUCGUCGGCUGCGACCGCUUCACGCGGGUCUUCCUCAACCGGCUGGGCAUCACCGUUCCCGACCCGCUGCCCGUGCCGCCGGACCCCCACUCCGUCGCGAGGGAGAAGGGGGAGGCGCGGGCGGCGUCCGGCAAGCCGCACGGGCCCAAGAACGCCUUGAGGCAGUUCCUGGACCACGACCGCCAGGUGCUGAGCUUCUCCGCCUACUGGGACGACCGCGGGACCCCCCACGGGCUGCUGCACCGCCUGGAGGUGCGCUACUACCUCGCCGACGACACCGUCGAGAUCACGGAGCUCGUGCCGCCCAACUCGGGCCGGGUCGCCGGCCCCGUCUUCAAGCGGCGGGACAAGCUGCCCAAGAAGUACGCGUCGCUACCAGUCCCAGGGUCGGACAGCCCAUUCACGGUGCUCAACGUGAUGAGCGGCGGGUUCGGCAAGGCGCGCUACCUCCCGGACGUCCUCAACUGCGGAAUGGACCGGACCAGCUACUACCGGGACAACGACCUGGCCAUCGGGGCUGUUCUGGACGUCUACGGCCGGAAGGUCACGCUGACGGACUGCGACGCCUUCACCAAGGAGUAUUACCGCAGCAAGUACGGCAUGGACGACUUCACGCCCCUCGACCAGCCCGCGGAGUCUCUGGUGGAGGGGCCGCCCCCACCCCGGGAGCUACCCCCGUACGACGGCUUCGGCAGCUACGAGGAUUCCGCUGCGAACUGCCUCAGCAUAAUUCCUGUCCCGCCUACCAGAGAUUUCUACAAGUUCCUUCAAAAAGACAGGCAAGGUUUGGACAGCCACAUUCUCCGGUUCAAAGCCUGCAUGAUAUCAGACAACCCGGUCGACAGGACCCGGCAGUUCAUCGUCUGUUACUACCUGUGUGACGACACAAUGUCUGUGUUCGAGAUGGGCUCCGAAAACUCUGGUUUCCGCGGGGGGCAGAUGUUCUCGCGGGAGCGGGUGGAGAAGCCCGGCCAGGAGCGCUACGGGUCGCGGACCCCGGCGUUCUACCGGCCGGACGACCUGUUCCUCGGCAGCGUGGUCGUCCUGCACUGCUUCGCCUUCGCGCUGCGGGACGCCGACGAGUACACCCUGAGGUACAUGGAGCUCAACUGCCACGAGUUUCCAAAGAGUAACAUUCAGUUGAUACUCAGCAAGUUGAAAGAAGCCUUGCGACCCAUCUACAAGGAGUUUGUGAGCAGCUAUCUUCAUUCUGAAACUGCUACGUGUGGAACUAUUCCUUUCACAACAUUUAAAGAAGCUCUGAAGAAGAUCAUGUGCGACCAGAUCACGGACCACGAGAUAUUGACCGUUGGCCGCCGCUACAGGGUGGAGACGCCACGUGAGCAGCACCCUAGAGACGAACUGAGGUCGUUCGUCCACACGCACAUGGAGAAGUUCCUCUUCAAGGACCUGGACCGGCUGCAGGAGAACCUGCGGUACGCGGACGCCUGCCGCUCGGGCUUCCUGCCGCGCGCGACCGUGUACGGCCUGUGCCGGGCCGCGCGGCUGCCUGUCGACAAGCAGCUACUCUGCGCCGUACUGGACAAGAUAGACAGGAACGAGGCGGGCGAGCUGAACUACAAAGACCUCAUGAACUUCCUGGACAGCCGGAAGUGCCCGCCUCCUCCGGCGAUGCCCUACUGCUCACUGGAAGAGUUCCCCAUUGCCGGGAAAGUGGCGCCUGUGAUUGUGGAAUGGAUGGACCUGGAAGCACUGCUGAAGGAUCUGUCGCUGGAAGAGACGGUUACCCAACAGAACGGAUGAAACAAGCUCUUUUUAUUUUUGGUUACUUGGUCACUACCUGCCUUCCCAUCAGAAUGUUCAAUUUCUUUGUCUGUGUAUUUUCACAUGUAUGUAUAUUGUACACGUUUGUAUAUGUGCGGAAUCAUUAUGUGUUUAGAAGUUUUUACAUAAAUAAAUUUUGUAUGUUUUAAAGUUUUGUUUGGAA
Molecule: messenger RNA, 3095 nt
Organism: Bacillus rossius redtenbacheri
Lineage: Eukaryota; Metazoa; Arthropoda; Insecta; Phasmatodea; Bacillidae
Product: EF-hand domain-containing family member C2-like
Exons: 14
Coding region: 641-2911 (756 amino acids)
Biological process (GO): mitotic spindle organization; cilium-dependent cell motility; regulation of neuron projection development
Cellular component (GO): mitotic spindle; microtubule; axoneme
Molecular function (GO): alpha-tubulin binding
Source: RefSeq, a predicted model, not a curated record